ACAGUCGGACUUUUGUUUUGGAAAGCCGCUACCCGCCGGUCGCCAUUAUUCUUCCUGGCUUGACGGUCGGGAGAAAGACGGUUAAAUACUUUAAAACAUUAUAUAUCUGGGUAAACUGCAACAUUGUCUGCCUAUUUGUGCACUCGGUUGAUUAACUCAUGAAUUAGCGACACAUCCUCACCACAGAAUGGAGAAACGCUCUGAUACUACAGGUGUUGGAGGUGCCCUUCCCCUGGCCUCCCUUCGCUUGAUGGCUUCCCCUCUGCAGCUGACAUACUCGUACAUAUGGCAGGUCAUACGGCAGAGAGACGUGAAGCAGUAUGGGAAAGUGGAGGAGUUUGUGACCAUGGUGACGCAAACUGUUCCUGAGGUCAUGAGUUUCAAGCAGACUGCUCAGCUCCUCUUGGGGUUGAGAGCAAGGAUCAUUUUGGAUUUGAUUCACAAAGAGGGCCCACCAGAUUCCAGGGCUAUUCAAACUCUAAUAAAUAAGUUGAAGGUCUCUGCAUCUUCAGGGAAGGACUCAGAAGUGGAGAAAUCUCAAAUGAACUUCAUGGUGCUGGUCCAGAAUCUGCUUAAAAACCCGUCUGAGAGGAAGCAUUUUUUCCAGGAAGUGUUCCCUGUUCAGUACGGCACAAAGUUCGAUACAGCGCUGCAGGCUCUGACUGCAGGUCUGGUUUGCAAGCUGGAGCAACUUCUUCCUGUUCCCAAUCUCUCCCAGCUUGGUGCCAUGAUCUCAACGGAGCCCACUGUCCUGGAGGCGUGUGGAGGCUUCAUCCCUGACCCUGGGGACCUGAAGACUCUCCUACUGCACCAGCAGGCCAAGGGACUCCUUGGUGUUAAAGCAACCAUCUCGUCCUCAGUGGGCGACUGUGUGCUCGCUUCACUCGCCUUCCGGCCCAAACCAGUAGAACCACCACCACCACCACCAGAAUCACCGAAGCGAUUAGAGGUUACCCUCAACCAAACAAGCCCAGCCUCCCUCAGUGACACAGAAGACUUAGGAGUGAUGUCAGAUGACUCUGACAGCCCAGCAGCCCCUGCUACUGGACCACAGGGGAGAGGGCGAUACAGUCAUAAAACAGCUGACAGCAGCGCUGCAAAGGGAAAGAGUGUCACGACAACAGCCCAGAGGGAGAACUUGGUACAAGAGAAGAGUUGUACACAGGAACAGCCUGCCACAACUCCACAAAUCAGAGGAGAAGAUGGAGCACCAGCAGCACCAGAGAAACCAGAAGUACAGCGGGGGCUGCCCUUGAAAUCAAUCCCUUUCAGGGUAGUUCAAGUACCGAUCAAAAGCGCUUCCACCAUACAGAAUGCAGGCAGUGCAGGAACAAAGGACGGCCAAAAGCCCCAAACUCAGCGAGUCACAUUGCAUCAGUGGGUGUCACAGAUUGCCACCAACUCGCUCUCACUCCCAGCCCUGCCACCACUUCCUCCAGCCAGGUUGAGCGCAAGGGAUGACAUGAAGCCAAGCAUAAGAAGAAAAAAGCAAAUUAGGCCUCCAGCUGACAGAUUCACCUGCGGUGUGUGCGACAAGAGCUUCCCUUAUCAGUCCAAGCUAAUGGACCACGAGCGCAUUCAUACAGGAGAGAAGCCUUUCCUGUGCACGGCAUGCAACAAAAGCUUCAGAACGCAGGCGUUCCUCAACAACCACCUGAAAACCCACAGCACGGUGCGUCCUUAUGCUUGCGGCCAGUGCGGCAAGUGUUUCACCAAAUUGCAGAGCUUGACGAAGCACAUGCUGGCCCACAGUGGCCAAAAGCCCUUCUACUGCAACAUCUGCAACAAGGGCUUCACGCAGUCCACCUAUUUCAAAAGACACAUGGAGUGCCACACGAGCCAGAUGACGUUCCCCUGCAAGCACUGCAACAAAAGCUUCCCAACGGCUUUCAAGCUGUCGAACCACGAGCGCUGGCACACCAGAGAUCGUCCUCACAUGUGCGAGCGUUGCGGGAAGAGGUUCCUCGUCCCCAGCUUGUUGAAGAGACACAUGGGCUACCACAUCGGUGACCGCCAGUAUCUCUGCUCCCAGUGUGGAAAGACCUUCGUCUAUUUGUCUGACCUGAAGAGGCACCAGCAAGACCACGUGCCCAAAGCUAAGAUCCCAUGCCCCGUUUGCCAAAAGAAGUUCUCUAGCAAGUACUGCCUGAGGGUUCACCUGAGGAUCCACACCAGAGAGAGACCCUACCGGUGCUCCAUAUGUGACAAGAGCUUCACUCAGGUCGGGAAUCUGAAGGUCCACAUCAGAUUACACACCAACGAGCGCCCGUUCAGCUGUGAUGUGUGCGGGAAGACCUACAAGUUGGCGUCCCAUCUGAACGUCCACAAAAGGACUCAUACGUGCAAGAAGCCCUGGACGUGCGACACGUGCGGGAAGGGAUUCUCCGUCCCCGGCCUUCUUAAGAAGCACGAGCAGUUGCAUACGAGGGACGCUAACCCCGACUUCUCUGGUAAACGGAGACACAGGGGUAAGCACAAGAAGCACUCCCUAAAGAGGAAGUAUGACGAGGAAGACGAGGGUAGCGAUGAUUAUUAAUCCCAAAAAAAAAAUUUUGUAACAAAUAAGCUCUGAUUUGGAGUUUCAGGGCUGAUAACUGUUGAUCACUCAUCAUUUAUUAAUUGACUGGCUAAUUCAGAAAGCUACUGAAUAAGUGCCCCUAUAAACCAUGUAAUUUUCAAAGUUUUCAAGUUUUUUCAGGGUUUGUUACCUUGUGGUGGGGAUCAGGUCACCAUGAUGGUUUGGGUAGUGAAAACACAUUUUGAAUGAUUUUUUUCUGAUCACUGAAUUUAAAGACCAGUUUGAGUUAUAAUGGUUGGCUCCGAUCAUUGCUGCCAGCUGGAGCAUCUCAACUAACAAAGUCCAUUGUUUCACUGCACAUCAGCGCUGUUUUUUAUAUAACUAUGUGAUGUGACAAAAUGAUUUAGGUAAUGAAGUUACCCUAAGUCGUCACAUUUUGAGAAAUAAAAGGUAGGUCUUCCAAACACUGUGCUUUUCAAGACGCUACCCUGAUAUAGCCAGCAUUUAAGAGAAAGGCAUCAUGUAAACAAUACAAUAAAAGUAUUUAAAUGCAUGUGAGCGUAGAAAAUUUGUCUAUGUAAUAAAAUGUUGUAGUGUCACUAGGAAACAUUUUAUCUUUGUUACCGUAUCCUUUGUAAUGAUUCAAAACUACUUUAACCACAUGCUUUUUUUUAUGUAACCCUGAACUGUAAACAUUACAACUACUUUGCUUUUGUUUUAGAGUGAAAAUAGGCUGUUUUGUGUUUAUUAUGAUUUUACUUUUAAUCAGCAGUAGAUGCAGUUUUGUUGCUGAAAUGGUGUUGAAUUAACACAAGAAAACAUUGAUAAUUUUAAUUUAGCUGCGAUACAGUAAACAUUAUGCAAGUGUGAUGAGGUUGUGCUGUGAAUCUUACCUUUCCCAUUACUUUUCCUGUUGUGAGCAGCCAUGUAUAUAAGCCAUUAAGUAAUAUAACUGUUCUCAAUAUUUUUUGUUUUUGAUGUUUUGCAGAAAAAUAAAUACACAUAGCGAAGGA
Messenger RNA from Siniperca chuatsi (mandarin fish), 3531 nucleotides. RefSeq names its product zinc finger protein 354C. The coding region runs from base 188 to 2536 and encodes 782 amino acids. The record is from RefSeq and is a predicted model, not a curated record. Gene Ontology annotation, biological process: regulation of transcription by RNA polymerase II. Lineage: Eukaryota; Metazoa; Chordata; Actinopteri; Centrarchiformes; Sinipercidae. Gene Ontology annotation, molecular function: RNA polymerase II cis-regulatory region sequence-specific DNA binding; DNA-binding transcription factor activity. The transcript has 7 exons.